AUGUCCUUCAAGCUCCUGAUCGCCGCCCUCCCAGCCCUGGCAAUUGCCUGCACCGGGCCCGCAAUCAACUCCAAUGGCCUCGAUCUGAUCAAGAGCUUCGAGUCCUUCCAGCCCAACGUGUAUGAUGACGGCUUCGGCAAUCCCACUCUCGGCUACGGUCAUCUCUGCGGCGAUUCUACUUGCUCAGAAGUCUCCUUCUCACAGCCAUUGACCGAGGAGACAGCCAGUCAAUUGCUUGCCAAUGACCUGGUGAGCUACCAAGAUGGCGUGAAUAAUGCCCUUGCCGCCACUGUCACCCUGAACGACAACCAGUACGCGGCCCUGGUAUCGUGGACUUUCAACGUCGGCAACGGCAACAUGCAAUCAUCUAGUCUGAUUAGCCGCAUGAAUGCCGGCGAGGAUGUGGGUACUGUGGCGUUUGAGGAGCUGCCGAAGUGGAACAAGGCCAAUGGUGGCGUCGUUGCUGGACUGACCCGCCGCCGGGCCGAGGAGGUGGCACUCUUUGGUGAGGCCUCUUCCACUGGGGCUUUGCCAGUUGAUUGUUAA
Messenger RNA from Penicillium coprophilum, 546 nucleotides. RefSeq names its product lysozyme. The transcript is spliced from 2 exons. Gene Ontology annotation, biological process: cell wall macromolecule catabolic process; peptidoglycan catabolic process. Gene Ontology annotation, molecular function: lysozyme activity. Lineage: Eukaryota; Fungi; Ascomycota; Eurotiomycetes; Eurotiales; Aspergillaceae. The record is from RefSeq and is a predicted model, not a curated record. Bases 1 to 546 code for a protein of 181 amino acids.